Meloidogyne enterolobii is the source of this 1834-nucleotide messenger RNA. The record is from the annotation of a GenBank genome assembly. NCBI's taxonomy places the organism in Eukaryota, Metazoa, Nematoda, Chromadorea, Rhabditida, Meloidogynidae.
UUGCCCAUUUAAAGCUACCAUUUUUACUUUUUCCAAAACGACAUUUUCCUUUUCUACCUCCUAUCUAUUUUUCACUUUCUCUUCGAUUUUUCUAGAAUUUUCUCUUAACCUUGAUUUUUUGGGCUAACUUUAUAUUCUCGCGGAAUGAUUGAAUCAAUUUUUUAAUAAUUAAUUCGCUUUUUACCAAAAAAUUGCCAAAGAUUGAUUAUCGAUUGAUAUUUCAUCGUUUGUCCCUUUUAUUGAUUCGUGCUAUGCUAAUUUUCUCUCUUGACUUGAUUUUAUUCACAUUUUUUAGACAAUCUACUCGAAGCUUACUUCUAAUUUCCUUUCUUCUUAAUAUAAAGAUGGCCUGUUUACAAAAACUUCGAGAAGAUAUUGCCUUGCUUGAACGAUUGUUUCCCAAAACAUAUGAACGCUUUCAGAUUGUUUCCGCUUCAAUUGACGAACUUGAGGUUAAUUUCGUUGGGACAGAUGGGAAGUCUAUUCAGAUUUGUGCUAAUAUUCAGCCUCCAAUUUGGUUCAGCGAAUCUGACGAUGCUAUAGUCACUGCUUUACUUGAACAGCUCACUCAAAGUCAAGAUGGCACAGGUAUUCUGGCACACUUGCAUAUGUUGGUUCUCAGGCUUUGUACUGCACAUAGACUGACAGUGCAGACAGAACUUGAAGCGAUUGCUCCGAGCGAAGGGAAUGGAAGCGAAUUGGAAAACACUGUGGAUGAUGAUGAGGAGGAUGAUUUGAUGUGCGAAAUGGAGAAUGUUGGGGCUGCACGUGUUGAGCAUUCUGAAGAUGGACUGGUUCCACCUGCUGGUUUAGCCGUUAUUACUCGUGUUUCUCACGUUCAACGUCAGCAGCACCUUAAAUGCGCUCCAGCUGGUUCUGUAACAGCGUCAGAUCGUCUUAUGAAAGAGCUUAAGCAGAUAUAUAGCAGUGAUAACUAUAAAAAUGGCGUUUUCUCAAUCGAAUUGGAAAAGGAAAAUUUGUAUGAAUGGAAUGUCAAAUUGAAGAAAUUUGAUGAAGAUAGCAAUCUUGCAACAGACUUGAGACAAUUGGCUAAGCCUCCACAUAACAAGGACGGACUGCUUUUUCAAUUUAUUUUCGGGGCUUCUUUUCCGUUUGAGCCUUCUUUUGUUCGUCUUGUUUCUCCAGUUGUUACAAACGUUAUGGUCUCCAAUAAAUACAAACAUAUUUUUAAAAAAUCUAUGGAAAUAAACAGCAAAACCGGACUUAGCGGCAAAAGUCUACAUAACGAGCUAUUGCGUCUCUAUGGUAUAGACGCUCCGCAUCUUUCUACGAUGCAACGAUGGUUUCGCUCCUCUAAAAAAGUUAAACAUGAACCGCCUACACAAACAGCUGAUACUUCUGCGCCCAAUACACCAUCUCCUGAUACGCUAGCUGCUGAACGCAAAUUGCUCCAAACAUUAGCCGAUACCGUGAUUGCACUACUAGAGCAGAAUACGGCUGUUACUCGACGCCUCAAUCAUAUUGAAAAUUGGCUUGGAUCUCACAAAUUUCUAUGUAGACGUUAAAUUUGUGUAAUUUUGGAAAAAAUUUGAGUUAAAAAAUGAAGAGAAUUUUUGAAUUAAAAUAUAAAUUUUUACUUAAAUUUACAUAUUAAUUAAAUUUUUUAAUUACAUUUUUACCACAUCAGAGGUGGAUCGGAAUUCCUUUUUUUCCUUCCGAUUUCCGAAACAAUUUCAUUUUCUACGCUCUUCCGAUUUCCGACACCUCCUACUGUUCCGACCCACCUCCAAUCACCACAAAUGCGAUAUGGUUUUAUGUUAAUAUUUUUUAAUUUUAUUUUAAAUUACUUUUUCUAUUCCUUUUUAUUUUACGC